This is a messenger RNA of Moesziomyces antarcticus, 741 nucleotides long. Its product is annotated as RAS-domain-containing protein. Gene Ontology annotation, cellular component: endosome. The record is from RefSeq and is a predicted model, not a curated record. The transcript has 4 exons. Bases 1 to 741 code for a protein of 246 amino acids. Gene Ontology annotation, biological process: regulation of endocytosis; Rab protein signal transduction. Gene Ontology annotation, molecular function: GTPase activity; GTP binding. Lineage: Eukaryota; Fungi; Basidiomycota; Ustilaginomycetes; Ustilaginales; Ustilaginaceae.
AUGGACGACCAAGCAUCGCUCGAGAUGUCGGCGGCAUACGACUUCCUGCUCAAGUUCAUCAUCAUCGGCGAGGCAGGCACAGGCAAAUCGUGCCUGCUGCAUCACUUCAUUCACAACCAGUUCAAGGACCAGUCCGCGCACACCAUCGGCGUCGAGUUCUCGAGCCGCCUCAUCAAGAUCGGAAACAAGAGCGUCAAGCUCCAGCUCUGGGAUACCGCAGGCCAGGAGCGCUUCCGAUCCGUAACAAGGAGCUACUACCGCGGCGCAGCAGGUGCGCUCCUCGUCUACGACAUCACAAAACGAUCCACAUUUGAGCCGCUAUCGCGCUGGCUCACAGACGCGCGUGCGCUGGCGUCGCCCGAUCUGGUCGUCGUGCUGGUGGGCAACAAGACAGACCGCGGCGACGACGAGCGCGAGGUGGGCUACCUCGAAGCGAGCAAGUGGGCCAACGAGAACGGCGUUCUCUUUCUCGAGACCUCUUCCAUGACGGGCGAGAACGUCGAGGCGCCAUUUGCACUCGCAGCAAGAAGCAUCCUGCUCGCCAUCGAGUCGGGCAAGCUCGACCCGGAAAAGGCGGGGUCAGGCAUUUCAUACGGCGACCGCGCGCUCAGGAGGGUCGGCAGCGGCAGCCGAUUCAGCUUUGCCGAUAUGGACCCCAGCACAUUCCGCCCACAGAGGAGAGGCGGGCCAGCACUACGCAUCAAAGAGGCUAUCGGCGAUAAGAUGGGUGGCUGCUGCUGA